AUGCACCAUAAAUACGUGACUGGCUCCGAUGAUAAGGCUCCCGUGGUGCCUGUGUGGCUCGACUGCGAUCCUGGCAAUGACGAUGCCUUUGCUAUUCUUCUUGCGGCAAUGCACCCAAACUUCAACCUCUUGGGCAUCUCCACUGUCCACGGCAAUGCCGCAUUGAACCAUACUACCAGUAACGCGUUGGCAUUACUUGAGCUUAUGGGGUUUCAGCAGGACGAAAUCAAAGUGUACGCUGGUGCUGAUAAACCACUCAUUUGUGAGCCUUCUCACGCUCCAGAAGUCCAUGGGGAGACCGGCUUGGGCGGUGCCGGCUUGCCUUCUCCCAAGUUGAAGCCUUCUGAGGACAAGGGAUACUUAGAGGCUAUGAGAGAUGCAAUUCUCGAGAACAAGCACGAAAUUUGCCUUGUGGUCACUGGUGCAAUGACAAACUACUACCAGCUCGUGAGGAAGUAUCCCGAGGUGAAGCAGUACAUUCGCUAUGUUUCCAUCAUGGGAGGAGCUGCCCACUGCGGCAAUGUCACUGAGUACGCCGAGUUCAACAUUUACUGCGACCCACAUGCUGCCGCGGAGGUGCUUGAAGACCCUGAAUUGGCAAACAAGACAGUUUUGAGUACAUUGAAUAUCACCCACACGGUAUUGGCAACUGAUAGGGUCAGAGAAAGUAUCUACCUGGAGAAGAAUGGAAAAGUUUCGAGACUCCGUAAGUGCUACAAUGAUCUCAUCCACUUUUAUCACGGCUCCUAUAUCAAGAGGUUUGGACCCAUCAGGGGCCCCGCUGUUCAUGAUCCAUUGGCCAUGUUCAUGGUUCUCCCAAUGGUGGCGAAGGACAGUGAAGAGUUUAAAGACUUCUACGAUGCAUGUGACUUCAACUUUUACAAAAGAAAGACAAAAGUUGUAAUGGACGGCGAGCGCAGAGGAGAAACGGUCCUACUCAACAGAGACAUGGAUCCAUUGAAACAAGAAGACAACGGUGCAUAUUUUGGCCAGUCUGUCAACAUGCACUUAUUUUGGCAUUACAUGUUACGUGCCAUAGAGCUUGCUGAUGACAAGCUUGCUGCUCGUUCUUAG
Candidozyma auris is the source of this 1074-nucleotide messenger RNA. Its product is annotated as trifunctional uridine nucleosidase/nicotinamide riboside hydrolase/nicotinic acid riboside hydrolase. Gene Ontology annotation, cellular component: cytosol. Bases 1 to 1074 code for a protein of 357 amino acids. The record is from RefSeq and is a predicted model, not a curated record. Gene Ontology annotation, molecular function: purine nucleosidase activity. The transcript has a single exon. Lineage: Eukaryota; Fungi; Ascomycota; Pichiomycetes; Serinales; Metschnikowiaceae. Gene Ontology annotation, biological process: purine nucleoside catabolic process.